Molecule: messenger RNA, 2127 nt
Organism: Trematosphaeria pertusa
Lineage: Eukaryota; Fungi; Ascomycota; Dothideomycetes; Pleosporales; Trematosphaeriaceae
Product: 67 kDa myosin-cross-reactive antigen family protein
Exons: 2
Coding region: 414-2054 (546 amino acids)
Biological process (GO): fatty acid metabolic process
Molecular function (GO): oleate hydratase activity; FAD binding
Source: RefSeq, a predicted model, not a curated record
AUUAAUAGUAGGUCUCCCAUAAAUCCCUAGGCUUCGCGCUCCUCGCCAGAUCACGACAUCUUGUUCCUCGGCUUUCUCAUGUCGGCCUCGCCUGAUCUCAGGCCCUAUGACCAGUUGCCGCGCAACUGGAGCUCCAAGAAGCACAAAGACGAGUCCGGAAGCAUCCGUAUGCACCCCGCAUAACCUGAUCUUGCGGCAGUAAAUGCCCGUAGUGAACACUCAUGGUUCCUGAAUGGUCCGUCGGCCGAGACUAUGAUGUUGUUGCUUUGACACGUGAUAGCAUGAUCAUUGUCAUCAUGCGAUCUCGCCCUACAUCUUAUAUGGUGGGCCCGCUCAGGCAAAAUAUGCCCUUCGACACUUCCCGUUGACCUCAAUAAGCCACCCAGAGUCUGCUGAAAUCUACUUUCCCAACCAUGCCGCGCAUUCCGUUCACAAAACAAAACCACCAGGAGCCACCCCACCGUGACCCUGAGCAGACACAAGCGUACCUUGUCGGCGGUGGAAUUGGAUCCCUAGCCGCUGCCGUCCACCUCAUCCAAGAUGCCAAAGUCCCAGCCAAGAACAUUCACAUCCUGGAGGCCCUCCCGGUCAUGGGCGGAUCCAUGGAUGGCGCCGGCGAUCCAUCCUCAGGCUACCUCAUCCGUGGAGGAAGAAUGCUGAACUCCUCGUACAACUGCACCUACGACUUGCUUGAACGAAUUCCGACACUCGAAGAUGAAGAGAAGACCGUCAUGCAAGAGAUCAAGGACUUCAACGCCAAGAAGGAGCAUCAGACGCACUCCAAGGCCAGACUGGUUGCCGAAGGCGAAGACAGGGCCGAAAUCCUCGACACCUCCAAAUUGGGCCUCAACAUGACCGAGCGUCUCGACCUCAUCAAGCUCACCCUGGAAACCGAGAAGAGCCUAGGCAAGAAACGCAUCGACGAGUGCUUCCCGCCAGAGUUCUUCAAGACCAAGUUCUGGUACAUGUGGGCCACCACGUUCGCUUUCCAGCCCUGGCACAGCGCGGUCGAGUUCCGUCGCUACCUGCACCGCUUCCUGCACGAGUUCUCGCGCAUUAGCACGCUGGCUGGCGUCGACCGCACCCCGUAUAACCAAUACGAUUCGAUCAUUCGGCCCAUCCAGAAGUAUCUCGAGAACCAGGGCGUGGACUUCCGCUACAACACGCGUGUCGUGGAUAUCGACUUCAUCGAGGGCAUUCCCACCACCGUCGACGAACUGCACAUGGUGCAAGACGGCACGCCGAUGAGCGCGCAACUCGACCCGCAGGACAUCGUCAUCGUAACCCUCGGCAGCAUGACGUCCAAUUCCAGCGUCGGCGACAACGACUCUCCGCCACCUAAAGUCGUCGACGAGAAACUGACGGACGGCGCCUGGGACCUCUGGCACAAGCUCGCCGCCAAGAACGAGAAAUUUGGCAACCCCUCCAACUUCACAUCCCGCAUCAGCGAGUCAGAAUGGGAGUCGUUUACCGUGACCCUCAGCGACCCGGAGUUCCUCCGCCGCAUCGAAGGCUUCAGCCACAACGAGCCCGGCACGGGAGCGCUCAUGACCUUCAAGGACAGCAACUGGCUGCUCUCCAUCGUCAUCCCGCACCAGCCACACUUUGUCGACCAGCCCCUCGGCAUCGACGUCUUCUGGGGCUACGGCCUCUGCGGCGACAAAGAGGGCAACUACGUCAAGAAGCCCAUGACUGAAUGCACCGGCCAAGAGAUCCUGACCGAGCUCCUCGGCCACCUGCACUUCCCCGCGGAGAACAUCCUCGAGCACGCCAUCGUCAAGCCGUGCAUGAUGCCCUAUAUCACAUCGCAAUUCCUGACGCGCGAGCCGGGCGACCGUCCAGCCGUAGUUCCGGAGGGCAGCACGAAUCUCGCGUUCGUGGGCCAGUUUGUCGAGGUGCCCGAGGACACGGUGUUCACGGUGGAGUACAGUGUGAGGACGGCGCAGAUGGCGGUGUACGAGCUGAUGGGGUUGGAAAAGAAGCCCAAGGCGGUCUACAAGGGGGAAUAUCAUUUGGGGGUUUUAGCGGAGAAAAACCUAUUAGAGUUUUUCUGAUUAGGAUCUUGAGUAUUUUUCCAUCAUGCGAAGCUUAUUCAGCUUAGCGGUACUUCAUACUCGAACUCACGAG